AUGCAAGCUCGUGAAGGGGAAAGUGUUGCAGCAAGACGUUUCUUCACACUCACCUGCUACGGGUACACACUUUCCAUGGUUCUAAAGGCGUCAUCAUCUAGUAGUCUUGGUAGCUAUAUAUGCAGGCUGAGCCAUGCCUGGAUUGUGAAAUGCGAUGUGAAACUAGAUGACGUGUUGAUUAGCUGGAAGCUGGAGUGUCCUGGAGUGUCCUAUGUGAAGAGCGGGAAGCUGGAGUGUCCUGGAGAGUUUGGGUGUAGAUGCUAG
Molecule: messenger RNA, 264 nt
Organism: Eruca vesicaria subsp. sativa (arugula)
Lineage: Eukaryota; Viridiplantae; Streptophyta; Magnoliopsida; Brassicales; Brassicaceae
Source: the annotation of a GenBank genome assembly